This is a messenger RNA of Rana temporaria (common frog), 7849 nucleotides long. It is a transcript of the gene CACNA1D, whose product is annotated as calcium voltage-gated channel subunit alpha1 D. NCBI's taxonomy places the organism in Eukaryota, Metazoa, Chordata, Amphibia, Anura, Ranidae. Bases 45 to 6557 code for a protein of 2170 amino acids. The transcript is spliced from 47 exons. Gene Ontology annotation, biological process: calcium ion import across plasma membrane. Gene Ontology annotation, cellular component: voltage-gated calcium channel complex; membrane. The record is from RefSeq and is a predicted model, not a curated record. Gene Ontology annotation, molecular function: high voltage-gated calcium channel activity.
UCGGAUCGGUGCAGGGAUCUCGGCUUUCUCUGGAGGGGGCAAGGAUGGACGAGCCGGGGGAGCUGGCCGGAGGGGCGAACUAUGCAAGUAGCAAACGACCUCCACUUGCUGUUGAUGGGCCAAGUCUCCAGUCCAGGACUUCAGCACCAUCCAAACAGACUGUCCUAUCUUGGCAAGCUGCAAUCGAUGCUGCUAGACAGGCCAAGGCUGCCCAAAAUAUGAGUGCCACCGAGCCCCUGCCGGUUGGAUCCCUGUCACAGAAAAAACGGCAACAGUAUGCCAAGAGCAAAAAACAAGGGGGAGGCUCAACAAACAAUAGACCAGCCCGUGCCCUUUUCUGUUUGUCUUUGAAUAACCCAAUCCGGAGAGCCUGUAUCAGUAUAGUAGAAUGGAAACCAUUUGACAUAUUUAUAUUAGUGGCAAUUUUUGCCAAUUGUGUGGCCUUAGCUGUUUACAUUCCAUUCCCUGAAGAUGAUUCCAACUCCACCAAUCACAACCUGGAAAAAGUAGAGUAUGCCUUUCUCAUCAUUUUUACAAUUGAAACCUUUUUGAAAAUUAUAGCAUAUGGACUAGUCAUGCAUCCCAGUGCAUAUGUACGGAAUGGGUGGAACUUGCUGGAUUUUGUUAUAGUAAUUGUAGGAUUGUUUAGUGUAGCUUUGGAACAACUCAACUUUGGAACCAAAGAAACCGAAGGAGCAGGCCAGGCAACUGGGAAAUCCGGAGGUUUUGAUGUGAAAGCUCUGAGAGCUUUUCGUGUAUUACGUCCCCUCCGAUUAGUGUCUGGAGUACCCAGUUUACAAGUUGUCCUGAACUCCAUAAUAAAAGCCAUGGUUCCUCUGCUGCACAUUGCUCUCUUGGUCUUAUUUGUUAUAAUUAUUUAUGCUAUUAUUGGUCUAGAGCUUUUUGUGGGAAAAAUGCACAAAUCCUGUUUUUUCUCUGGCACUGAAAUGCUAUCCGAAGAUGAGCCGGCGCCAUGUGCGUUCUCAGGGAGUGGGCGUCUUUGUCCUGUCAACGGAUCAGAAUGUAAAAGUGGAUGGGUUGGACCUAAUGGAGGCAUAACCAACUUUGACAACUUUGCCUUUGCAAUGUUAACUGUAUUUCAGUGUAUUACAAUGGAGGGCUGGACAGAUGUUUUAUAUUGGAUGAAUGAUGCUAUGGGAUUUGAAUUACCUUGGGUGUAUUUUGUCAGUCUCGUCAUCUUUGGGUCAUUUUUCGUGCUAAAUCUUGUUCUUGGUGUUUUAAGCGGUGAGUUUUCUAAGGAAAGAGAAAAGGCGAAAGCUAGAGGGGACUUUCAGAAACUGCGUGAGAAACAACAGCUGGAAGAGGACCUGAAGGGUUACCUGGACUGGAUCACCCAAGCUGAGGACAUUGAUCCUGAGAAUGAAGAGGAGGGAGAUGAAGAAGUCAAACGCAAUACGAGCAUGCCAACAAGUGAGACAGAAUCAGUAAAUACUGAAACUGCUGGUGCAGAAGGAGAAGGCGGUGGGUGUUGCGGCAGUGUGUGUCAGUCAUUAUCCAAGUCUAAAUGCAGUCGGCGCUGGCGUCGAUGGAAUCGGUUCAACAGAAGAAGGUGCAGGGCUGCGGUGAAAUCUGUUUCCUUUUACUGGUUGGUUAUAAUCUUGGUCUUUCUCAACACUCUGACCAUCUCCUCUGAGCACUAUAACCAACCAGACUGGCUAACACAAAUACAAGAUAUAGCAAAUAAGGUCCUACUGGCUUGUUUCACCUGUGAGAUGUUGGUGAAGAUGUACAGUCUUGGCCUUCAAGCAUACUUUGUCUCCCUCUUUAACCGGUUUGACUGCUUCGUGGUGUGUGGAGGCAUAACUGAAACCAUCUUAGUGGAGCUGGAGAUUAUGUCCCCUCUUGGAAUAUCUGUCUUUCGAUGCGUCCGACUUCUGAGGAUUUUUAAAGUCACCAGGCACUGGGCUUCACUCAGCAAUCUUGUAGCAUCCCUAUUAAAUUCCAUGAAAUCCAUUGCAUCUUUGUUACUCCUGCUGUUCCUCUUCAUCAUCAUCUUCUCUUUGCUGGGGAUGCAGCUCUUUGGUGGCAAGUUUAACUUUGAUGAGACACAGACGAAAAGAAGCACUUUUGAUAACUUUCCUCAGUCUCUUUUGACAGUAUUUCAGAUACUAACGGGGGAAGACUGGAAUGCUGUUAUGUAUGAUGGUAUUAUGGCCUAUGGUGGACCCGCAUCUUCAGGAAUGAUUGUCUGUGUAUACUUUAUCAUACUGUUUAUCUGUGGUAACUAUAUUCUACUAAAUGUCUUCUUGGCCAUUGCUGUGGAUAACCUGGCAGACGCGGAGAGCCUAAACACUGCUCAGAAAGAGGCAGCAGAGGAAAAAGAGAAGAAAAAGAGUGCAAGGAAAGAAAGUCUGGAGAAACGAGAGGAAAAAAAGGCAGAAAACGAACGUAAAAAAGCAAAUGAUGCAAAGGUAAAAGUUGAUGAAGAAAAUGAUGAAGAAAAUCAAAAUACAGAGCCAGUGACUCUGCAAACGCCUCCCCCUGACUUCCCUAAUCUUACAUUCCUUACCUUACUUGUUACUGCAGAUGAAGAGGAAGAAGAAGAAGAACCAGAAGUACCAGCUGGCCCUCGUCCCCGGCGGAUGUCAGAGCUGAACAUGAAGGAGAAGAUUACCCCAAUUCCAGAAGGGAGCGCUUUCUUUAUAUUCAGCAACACCAAUCCGAUUCGAGUGGGCUGCCACAAACUCAUAAACCAUCACAUAUUCACCAACCUCAUUCUGGUGUUUAUCAUGCUCAGCAGCGCGUCCCUAGCAGCCGAAGAUCCUAUUUGCAGUACUUCCUUCCGUAAUAUAAUUCUUGGUUACUUUGACUAUGCUUUCACAGGAAUCUUUACAGUUGAAAUCUUCUUAAAGAUGAUGACAUUUGGAGCAUUUCUACACAAAGGUUCAUUCUGCAGAAACUAUUUCAACUUAUUGGAUCUGCUGGUUGUUGGAGUUUCUCUGGUUUCCUUUGGUAUUCAGUCAAGUGCUAUAUCUGUAGUGAAAAUCCUGAGAGUAUUGAGAGUACUCCGGCCUCUGAGAGCAAUCAACAGAGCUAAAGGACUGAAGCAUGUUGUUCAGUGUGUGUUUGUCGCCAUCCGGACUAUUGGUAACAUUAUGAUCGUUACAACAUUACUGCAAUUCAUGUUUGCCUGCAUCGGGGUUCAGCUAUUUAAGGGCAAAUUUUAUCGAUGUUCUGAUGAAGCAAAGCAGACACCAGAAGAGUGCAAGGGAAAAUAUAUUAUCUACAAAGAUGGAGAUGUUAACAGCCCUGCUAUUCGUGAGAGACACUGGUUUAAUAGUGACUUCAAUUUUGACAACGUUCUAAACGCCAUGAUGGCCCUAUUCACAGUCUCCACCUUUGAGGGAUGGCCUGCACUCCUUUACAAGGCUAUUGACUCCAAUGGGGAAAAUGUUGGGCCCAUCUACAACAACCGAGUGGAGAUUUCCAUCUUUUUCAUCAUUUAUAUCAUCAUCAUUGCUUUCUUCAUGAUGAACAUAUUUGUAGGUUUCGUUAUCGUCACGUUUCAAGAGCAGGGAGAAAAAGAGUACAAGAACUGUGAGCUCGAUAAGAACCAGCGGCAGUGCGUGGAAUACGCAUUAAAAGCCCGUCCACUGAGAAGAUACAUUCCCAAGAACCCUUAUCAGUAUAAAUUCUGGUAUGUUGUCAACUCCACAGGAUUUGAGUACAUCAUGUUUGUCCUCAUCAUGCUGAAUACACUGUGCUUAGCCAUGCAGCAUUACGGACAAUCAAAAAUAUUUAAUGAUGUCAUGGAUGUGAUGAACAUGGUCUUCACUGCUGUGUUUACUGUAGAAAUGGUUCUGAAACUUAUAGCUUUCAAACCCAAGGGCUAUUUUAGUGAUGCCUGGAAUACCUUUGACUCCCUCAUCGUUAUCGGCAGCAUAGUAGACGUGGUCCUCAGUGAAGCUGAUGUAAGUAAUGAUCCUGUCCCUCUCCCGGUGUCUUCCUUCUCUAGCUCAGAAGACAGUGCUCGUAUCUCAAUCACGUUCUUCCGACUCUUCCGAGUCAUGCGACUUGUGAAACUUCUAAGCAGGGGUGAAGGCAUUCGAACGUUGCUGUGGACAUUUAUAAAGUCUUUCCAGGCUUUGCCGUAUGUUGCCCUGCUUAUAGCAAUGCUGUUUUUUAUCUAUGCUGUAAUUGGCAUGCAGGUUUUUGGUAAAAUUGCAAUGAGGGAUAACACCCAGAUAAACAGGAACAACAAUUUCCAGACCUUUCCACAGGCUGUGCUCUUAUUAUUCAGGUGUGCCACUGGUGAGGCCUGGCAGGACAUAAUGUUGGCUUGUUUACCAGGGAAGCGCUGUGACCCAGCGUCAGAUAACAACUCCGACGAUGAGAACAACUGUGGGAGCAAUUUUGCCAUUGUCUACUUCAUCACAUUUUACAUGCUGUGUGCAUUUCUGAUUAUUAAUUUGUUUGUGGCCGUCAUCAUGGACAACUUUGACUACUUGACACGUGAUUGGUCGAUUUUGGGUCCUCAUCAUCUGGAUGAAUUUAAAAGAAUUUGGUCUGAAUAUGAUCCAGAGGCCAAAGGAAGGAUAAAACACCUGGAUGUGGUCACUUUGCUCCGUCGUAUUCAGCCUCCUUUGGGUUUUGGAAAAUUAUGCCCACACAGAGUUGCAUGUAAGAGACUGGUAGCCAUGAAUAUGCCCCUGAAUAGCGACGGGACAGUAAUGUUUAACGCUACAUUGUUCGCUUUGGUUAGAACAGCCCUGAAAAUCAAAACAGAGGGUAAUCUAGAACAGGCCAAUGAGGAGCUAAGGGCUGUCAUCAAGAAGAUUUGGAAAAAGACCAGUAUGAAGUUGCUGGACCAAGUUGUUCCUCCUGCAGGCGAUGAUGAGGUAACCGUGGGGAAGUUCUAUGCCACCUUCCUGAUACAGGACUACUUUAGGAAAUUCAAGAAGCGAAAAGAACAAGGACUGGUGGGGAAAUACCCUGCGAAGAACUCCACAGUGGCUUUACAGGCGGGGCUGAGAACUCUUCAUGACAUUGGUCCUGAAAUUCGACGAGCCAUAUCAUGUGACCUGCAGGAUGAUGAGCCAGAGGAAAAUAACCAUGAAGAGGAAGAAGAUGAUGUAUACAGGAGAAAUGGUAAUCUAUUUGGAAACCAUGUCAACCAUGUGGGGAAUGACAGGAAUGACAGGCAUAAUCCCUAUCAGCAGACGAACACCACACGGCGCCCUCUGCACGUGCAACGUCCAUCCAUCCGCUCUGCGAGCGAUACUGACAAAUCUGUGUAUUCCCACUCGGGCAACUCUGUGCAUCACAACCAUCAUAACCAUGAAUACUCUGGGAAACAUGUACCAAACUCCACUAACGCCAACCUAAACAACGCCAACGUGUUCAAACCCGCUAAUGGGAAACAUUCUAGCCUCGCCGCUCAUAAUCACAUGUCUGAAAACGGCUACUAUACCUACUCAAGGAAUGACUACGAGAAACCAAGAAAAUCCAGUAUUAAAAGGACCCGCUAUUAUGAGACUUAUAUUAGAUCAGAGUCUGGAGAGAGGAACAUGCCUGUCAUCUUCCGUGAAGAUCCUGACUUUAUGGACUAUGAGGAUCCAUACCUGGGGGAGCCAGAGUAUUACAGUGGGGAGGAGUAUGAAGAGGACAGUAUUCUGUCUGGGAACAGGCCAAUGUAUGAUGAGCCCACAUUGUACCCAGCCAAUGACCUGGACUAUGAGCGACCCAGAGGCUACCAUCAUCCGCACAGCUUCUUUGAAGAGGAGGACCCACAGCAAUGUUACGAAUCAAGGAAAUCGCCAAGACGGAGACUCCUGCCGCCGACACCUCCAUCCAACAGAAGAUCUUCAUUCAAUUUUGAAUGCCUUCGCAGACAGAGCAGCCAGGAUGACAUACCUCUAACGCCAACAUUUCAUCACCGUACAGCAUUACCCCUGCAUUUAAUGCAGCAGCAAAUAAUGGCUGUGGCUGGCUUGGACUCUAGCAAAGCUCAGAAACAUUCUCCCUGUCGCUCCACGAGAUCCUGGGCCACUCCUCCAGCUACUCCCAACAACAGGGACCGCACCCCGUUCUACACGCCCCUCAUCCGGGUGGACCAUGCUGCGUCUAAGGAGAAGAUGAAUGGAAGUCUCCCGUCCUUACAAAGAAGCUCAUGGUACACAGAUGACACAGACAUUUCAUACAGGACAUUUAACCAAUCCAACCUGACUGUACCUAAUGACUUCAGGAACAAACACAGUGACAAGCAGAGGAGUGCAGACAGCCUAGUGGAAGCCGUCCUAAUCUCUGAGGGAUUGGGGAGAUAUGCUAGGGACCCCAAAUUCGUUUCUGCCACAAAACACGAGAUUGCGGAUGCCUGUGACAUGACUAUAGAUGAGAUGGAAAGUGCGGCAAGCAAUCUUCUCAAUGGCAGCAUUCGGAAUGGGACAGCAGGGGGCGAUGUGUUCCCUAUCCUAAGCAAGAGUGACUAUGAUCUUCAAGACUUUGGCCCUGGGUACAGCGAUGAGGAGCCGGAACCGGAGCCAAAUAAAUACGAAGAAGAUCUAGCUGAUGAAAUGAUUUGUAUAACAACUUUAUAGUAUUUAAUGAAGCUGUAAAAAAGACACUUAGGAUUCUAUAUAAAAAAAAAAGAAGUGCCUCUCAGUUAAUGAAGCAUGGCACUAGAAAGGGAAAAAGAUUAAACCAGCUUUGUGUGGUCACACGUAAGUACAUGCCAUGGAUACAUGUUGCAGGUGCAACUCACCGGGACAUCUGCUGUUGCAGGACAACAACUCCCAUUUUUUCCUGGCUCUGGUGGAUAAUACGUGUUCUUAUGCAAAGUCUUCAGUACCGGAGUUCUAGGUGGUCAAGGAAGGAUGGUCAAACCAUAUUGUGUUCUAUGUGAACAGUAGGCCGCAUGUUGCACCUGAAUCAGUGCUGCAAUUAUGUGACUUUUUUUUUUGGUGAUGACAAUCAAAAUGCCCUGGUCAUUACCCCACAGCCAUACCCACCAUAUCAGCUUCUUACUCGUUUAUUAGGUCUGGUCGUUUUUUACUGCAUCUUAAAUCUUGGCCAACUGGAUGGGCGCCAGAGUUGGCCACCAUCAAGCUUCUUCAGUCGCACCCUCUUCUAAAGUGCUGGUCCGCACAUUGCAUUACAAUAGGCCCAGGAAUCCUGCUGAUGAUGUAAAUGUAGUUUACAUGGUGAAAAUAUCAUUUCUCAUAGUCAACUUUUUUUUGACUAUCACAUUAAGGGCAAAUGACACUGGAAUCGCUGCAAUCAAUGCACUGACACCCAGAUAAAAAGCUUAUUGCUUAUUAAAAAAAAAUGACAAUUUAGAUUUUAUGUAAAUUAUCUGUAAUAUAUGCUAAUUUGUAUUUGUAAAGAGAUGUUCUAUAUUUUGUAAUCAUUUAUGGCAAAUUGAACUGCAGCAAUAGCUAAAGGUUUCUGAGUUCACUUAUCUCCGCAAAGAUUAUAAAAAUAUUUUUUUUUCUGCAAAUCCAUAGAUAUCUAGAACAAUCUAUUAAAACAAGAAAGACUAAAUGUUUUUAAAUAAAAAAUCUAUGAAGAAAUCUGAAUUUUUAAAAUAAAUAUUUUAUGUCAAAUUGAAUCUAUCUUAAAAAGAUAUGCAAUUAUUACAGAAAAAAGCUGUUCCAUUAUUUUCGGGUGUUUUUCACGUAACAGUGGGCUACCAAUCUUUUUAAUCCUAUAAAAAUGUUACAUCAUUUUUUUCCAAGCAAACAUUUUGUAAUGUUGGGAAUCCUAAAAGAGAGAACUGAAUUAAAUCAGGUGUUUUAAAGAGCACCUAGCGUUGGAUUUGUUCUACAUUACGUUUUUUUAUGUAUUUUCCCAAGAAAAGUAAUACAGUCUAAUGGUGUAUAACAUUCCAAUG